CUGUAAAAUAAUAAAAUAAAAUGUUGAUUGUAAAAUUAAAUUAGUUUAAUAAAAUGUAAAUAGAGAACAAUUUUAGUUAAAAAUGGCCAACAAUUGUGGUUUCAGUAGAGAAGCUGUUCGUGUGAAAGUUAAAAAAUGUGAAGGUCAAUUAACACCAGAGUGGAGAAAAUUUAGUGUAGACCCUCAAAUAACAUCUUUAGAAGUCCUAGUUAGUAUCUUAGCUAAAGCAUUUGAUUUAAGGGGUGACUUUAAUGUAAGCUACAAGACGACCGAUUCUAAUGGACAGGAUGCUUAUGUGGUAGUUUUAUCAGAUUGGGAUUUGGAUGCAGCAUUCUUGAGAGCUCACAAUACUUCCAUUACAAAUAAAGUAGAGCCUUGUUUAUAUUUGCGUGUGGAUAUAAAACCUUUUUCUGAAUCAUGUGAAGACCCAGAAUGGGAUUCAGUUGAAUUGGAAGCUGCUCAUGCAGCAGUUGAAAGAACAGAAUCAGUGUUUACAUCAAGUACUGCUGUAAAUACUUCUCAAAUAACUAAUGUUGUUGGUUCUAACAUAAAUGUCACUGAGAAAAAAGAAUUUAUUACUGGGCUUAGGCAGCAUAAAUUUCCUGGAAUAUUUAAAAAUCAAAUGGAGAAGACACUAUCAAUGGUCCAGAAGGCUUUGAAUCUAGUAGAAACAGUUGAUAGUUGGAAUUGGCACUCAAAUGAUACACCUCCUUUAGGGGAUUCUGAAUUUCGUGGUUUACUCGAUGCUGUUGGUCGGUUGUCCACACCACAGCGUUUAAGGAGAAGAGUUUACUCUGGAGGAAUUGAACCAAAUUUAAGACGUGUAGUAUGGAAACAUGUGCUAAAUGUGUAUCCUGAAGGUAUGUCAGGCCGUGAGCGAAUAUCUUAUAUAAAACGAAAAUCUAUAGAAUAUAUUAAACUGCGUGAUGCAUGGCGGGAUGUUAUUCAGAAUGGGCCAAUAACACCACAACUUUCUUAUGUAACCAGUAUGGUUCGAAAAGAUGUUUUAAGAACUGACAGACACCAUCCAUUUUAUGGAGGAAGUGAUGAUAACAAAAAUAUUGCUGCUCUUUUUAAUAUCCUGACAACAUAUGCUUUAAAUCACAAAGUUAGCUAUUGCCAAGGAAUGUCAGAUUUGGCAUCUCCCUUAUUGGUGACAAUGAAUGAUGAGUCUCAUGCUUAUAUUUGUUUCUGUGCUCUUAUGAAGAGACUAAGUGGAAAUUUCAUGCUUGACGGGAUUGCCAUGACGCAAAAAUUUGCACAUCUCAGCGAAGCUAUAUUAUAUUAUGAUCCUGAGUUUUAUGCCUAUCUUAAGCAACAGCAGGCUGAUGACUUGUUGUUCUGCUAUCGCUGGUUGUUGUUGGAAAUGAAAAGAGAAUUUUGCUUUGAAGAUUCCUUACGCAUGUUAGAAGUUCUUUGGAGUUCUAUUCCCUUAGUAACAGUGCCUGAACAGGAACUUGAAUUAUUCGAGUUCGAAUUCAAACCUAUAUUUACCGUUCCUGAUACACCGAUAGUGCCCUGUGAAAACGCUUACACUAAAGUUUGUGCGCUUCGCAGACAAAGUUCUGCCAUGAAUCUGGGACAGAAUGUAAAUAACAUUAAAUUUCAAACUUCAAAAAGAUUAAAUCUGAGCCUGGACGAAACUAGAGGUAGAUGUAAAUUCAAAAAUGCACUUCAAGACAUCAAAACUAUUAGUUUGGAUGAUACUGUUUUACAAAUGAAGAAAGCAAAUGUAGAUCGUGAUGAAGAAAAAUCUGAAGAUAAAAAUAGCAUUAAAUCAACUUCUCCUGUGGAACGACCGAGGUCAGUAUCGCCUAGAAAAACUGAUGAUGAAUUAAAUGAAAUUAGUGAACGUCCUAUAGAAGUAAUAAGCAAUAGUAUGAUUGAUUUGGCCAAAAAAAGUAACUGUAUUAGAAAACCCGGAGGGCAUUUUAAAGAACUUAAAGAAAAGAUCGCCUCGGCAGGAAAUUCUCGAAAAAACAUUUUUAGUAUAUCUCUUGAUAAAAUAGAAGUACGCAAUGAUAAAAAAAUAGAAUAUGGAAAUAAGCAUUUAAAUCACAAUGGAGGAGGAAAAGUUGUUAAAAACUUAAAUGAGUUUUUAAACUUUAACAAAAGCCGUUUAUCAGAAAAAUUCAUAUCUAAAAAGACAGAUCAAGAUGUGACAACUAUUUCUGAACAACCUAUAACUGACAAUAAAUGUAAAAUCCAGAAACAGUUGCACAAAGAUUUGAGUGUGGAAGGUAGCAGUAGCCCUGAUGAUUCACAAGAAUAUUUUCCAAUGACGACGUCGAUGACACGCGAGUUAAGGUUGGAAUUGGAGAACCUUGAUAGGCAAGUUUUUGGUAGGGACUUUCAUAACAAGUCUUUUCAAUUUGACAAUACUGAUUCUCCAACUGAAACUACAUCAAUUAUUACGGAACAAAAUAAAAAUUUUCAAUGCGAUUCGUCCAAUCAUAGUUCGAUUACUGAAAUUAGCGAGCCAACAGAAUUAGCUGAGAUUUGCAGUGUACCUCAAGUUCAUGUUAAUGGCCAUAAAAAUGGUUUUUCUAAAGAAAAUUCACCUAAUGAUAUCUUUUUAUGGGAAAAUCCUCUGCACAAACAGCAAGAGAUGUGCAAAUCUAAAUUUCCAACAACACCAGAUGAGCAAGCCGACUUAGAAUAUGAUGGGGAAUCAGGGGAAAUCUUUGAAGAAUCUCAGGGGAAAAAAUCUAUAACUCCAAUAAGACUUUUAAGACGUACGCACAAUUCUAACCGUACCUCUGAUUCCUCAGAGAGUGAUAACGACUGGAAAUUGUGCGAUUCGAAAAUCGACUAUAAAGCGAUGUCUGAGGAUAAACAGAACGAUGAAGACAUUGAUAAUAAGUUUAUUGAAAAUAACGAAUUUUCGAAAAAGAUUGAGAAAACUGUGCAGCUGAAUAAUAUAGACAAUUCGCAACAUAUCUCAAAACCUGCUGAAAAUGAAAUAAUACAUGAAAACAAUUUAAACGAACCAAAUGUUUUAAUAGACAAUGUAAAACCUUUGAUGUUGCCACCACCUAAUGAAUUUGGAGGGGGUAAUCCAUUUUUAAUGUUCCUAUGUCUUACAGUUUUGUUACAACAUAGAGAUUAUGUUAUGAGAAAUAAUAUGGAUUAUAAUGAAAUGGCUAUGCAUUUUGAUAAAAUGGUUCGUAAGCAUAAUAUUAAUCGCGUUUUGAAUCAAGCUCGAAAAAUGUACACUGCUUAUUUGAAACAACAAGACGGUAAUGACAAUUCUGUUACAAAAUAAAUUCAAUACUUAGAUAGAUUUUAUUCUCAUGAAAUAUUUAAUCUUUUUCUUUUAACUCAAAUUUACAAGAUUUUUAGGAAUUUAAUUAUUCAA
Ctenocephalides felis (cat flea) is the source of this 3358-nucleotide messenger RNA. RefSeq names its product TBC1 domain family member 25-like. NCBI's taxonomy places the organism in Eukaryota, Metazoa, Arthropoda, Insecta, Siphonaptera, Pulicidae. Gene Ontology annotation, molecular function: GTPase activator activity. Gene Ontology annotation, cellular component: autophagosome. The record is from RefSeq and is a predicted model, not a curated record. The transcript has 7 exons. Bases 83 to 3265 code for a protein of 1060 amino acids. Gene Ontology annotation, biological process: activation of GTPase activity; regulation of autophagosome maturation.